Messenger RNA from Durio zibethinus, 456 nucleotides. NCBI's taxonomy places the organism in Eukaryota, Viridiplantae, Streptophyta, Magnoliopsida, Malvales, Malvaceae. The record is from RefSeq and is a predicted model, not a curated record.
UGUAAUACAGAAAUAUGUGACAAAUGGGUUCCUGUUUGAGUAUACGUUACGUAAAUCAGAAAUGUUUUUGUGAGCAAUUCCCAUCCUCAAAGUCUCUUUAUAUGCUGCGUGUGCCUGUGCCCUCCAAUUUCAAAACUCCCCGCAAAGAGAGUCUUGAAAGGAGCAAGAAGCAAGGUUUAAUUCUUCAUGUUUAGCCAUGGAUCAAGAGCUUCAAGCAGAAUCACUGAUGAUGAGCUCAAUGCUCUCAUCUUAAAACUACAAACAUUGCUGCCACAGCUGAAUCAAGGCCGCAAUGCCAGGGUAUCAGCAACAAAGGUUUUGAACGAAACAUGCAGUUAUAUCAGAAGACUACAGAAAGAGGUAGAUGAUUUGAGCGAAAGACUAUCUCAACGUCCAGGUUCCAUGGAUAUAACUAGUUUUGAUGCAGAGAUUCUUAGAAAUUUGCUGCAGCAGUAA